GAUGGGGGCCGUGGCGGAACUCGCCUUUGUUAUAAAAGAAACGGAGACCAACGUUGAACGGACAGUGGUACACUACUGACAGAUCGGAAAAAUUAGUGCAAUUCCUCGAGGAGAUAACAGGUGUGUCAGCUGACAGAGAAUGGCUUGCUUGAAACUUUACACAGUCCUGCUGCUGGCUGUCAUUAUUGGCAUCGUCGCUGCGAAACCAGGAUACUUAGGUGGAUACUACGGCGGAUAUUAUCCUUACAUUUAUAGCUAUAGAUAUCCGUUCUACGGAUAUGGCCACGGAUUCGGACAUUAUGGCUACCCCUAUUAUGGUUAUGGUCACGGAUUCGGUCACUAUGGCUAUCAUUAAUC
This is a messenger RNA of Bombus impatiens (common eastern bumble bee), 357 nucleotides long. Its product is annotated as shematrin-like protein 1. The record is from RefSeq and is a predicted model, not a curated record. NCBI's taxonomy places the organism in Eukaryota, Metazoa, Arthropoda, Insecta, Hymenoptera, Apidae. The transcript has 3 exons. Bases 140 to 355 code for a protein of 71 amino acids.